This is a messenger RNA of Cannabis sativa, 1596 nucleotides long. Its product is annotated as probable E3 ubiquitin-protein ligase RHB1A. Gene Ontology annotation, molecular function: ubiquitin-protein transferase activity. The coding region runs from base 403 to 1089 and encodes 228 amino acids. NCBI's taxonomy places the organism in Eukaryota, Viridiplantae, Streptophyta, Magnoliopsida, Rosales, Cannabaceae. The transcript has 4 exons. The record is from RefSeq and is a predicted model, not a curated record.
UGAUUGGUAUGUCUUGAGCUUCACAUAUUAAAUAAGGAAAUCCAUUUUUAUAAAUAAUUCUAUAAAAGAAAAUAGAAUUGACUGCAUCGAUGGCCAUUGAUUAUUUUUGGAAAAAAAAUAUAAUUUAAUACGUGUUGAGUCCCCACUUAAGUCAUUUAAUAUUGAUUUUUAAUCAAUUAAUUUCUAAACAUAAUUAAUGAUGUACUACAUACAUGUAGAACGAUCAGCGUCACCCUACGGUGGUGGAUAUGACUUAUGAGUGGAGAGAGCGUAUUGGAUAGAAACAUACAAAAACCUUUCUUCGCCGAAUCCUUCUUCGAAGGAACCCUCCAUUUUCUACUCUAGGGAGCAAUGCCUCAAUUUUGGAUUAUUUUGGCUGGAUAACAAAAUAAAUUGUAGGCAAUGGGAGGGUGCUGCUGUUCUUCCAGAAAAGCUCAUUUGCAUGGAGCACCUGUAUAUUACUAUUACCCCCCACCUUUGGAAGAGCAAGACUCCUUGGCAUCUCACAAUGGUCUGCAGUCCGAAAUCACUGCAGGACUCUUGGUUCAUUUGGAUCUGGACACAUCAACACCUGAUACUUACCAUCCUCCUCCUGCGCCUUUGCCAUAUGAUUUAGUUUUUGGUUGUCCAGUAUCAACUGAUUCUGAGUCUUCUAAAGAAGAAACAAUUAGCUGUAGCAGUUUCAAAACUUCAGCUACCUGUGUAGAUCUUGAGGACGCAGACUGCAAAGCUAAUGCAAAUUCCUUGGAUGUCUCGUCAAAAAUGUUGGAACUCUCAAAACCACAAGACCUUAAUAUUUUACCUAAAGAAGAAGAGGAUGCUUGUCCCAUCUGUCUUGAAGAGUACGAUUCAGAGAAUCCAAAAUUUGUCAUGAAAUGCGAACACUAUUUUCACCUGUCAUGCAUUCUUGAGUGGAUGGAAAGAAGUGAUGCCUGCCCAAUAUGUGACCAGGUAUGUCUACUAAAACAAUUAACUCAUGCCCUGAUGUUACUGUACUUAAUAAGUGGAAUGUUCAGACUUGAAUUGAGAGCUGUGCAAUUAUUUUGCUUAGAAUUUAUGUUUUACAAUGUUACAGGAAAUGGUAUUUGAUCAGACUUCCAAUUAAUAGCUCUUUAGUACUUUGUGAGACAAACAAUCAAUGUUCUCCUUGAAACUACAGAAGCCCUACUCAAUGGCUAGGUGAUUGGGAUCUGCAUUCUCAUAAAAAAUCCUGCUCAUAUUUAGAUGUUUCCAUCAGUCAUUCUUCAGUUGUAAAAGGUGAAGUUCACUAUAAAAUGUCUAAAAGAUUUGCUCGUUGUUUUGCUGCAAUGUGUAGAGGGUCAUAUCCAGUUCUCUCAAUUGGAUCCAAAUAUCAUAAGUUGAGUAUUUGGAGAAGAAAUACUUAGGAAUUAUCUGAAGGUGGAAAAGUAAUAGUGAAUGCUGCCUUCCAACCCUUACCUGUUUCUGCAUUGGUCUUGUACAUAACUUUUUUUGUUUCUUGUUGUGUGUCACAAUUUGAUUCUUUCUCUGGCUUUAGUAAUAUUGAUUGGUGUAUCAAAAGCACACUCCGAUCUCAAUAGAUUGUUCUACUUGUUCCAAGGCCGCCUCGGCCUUCCA